Messenger RNA from Lates calcarifer (barramundi perch), 5049 nucleotides. Its product is annotated as collagen alpha-1(II) chain. Gene Ontology annotation, molecular function: extracellular matrix structural constituent. The record is from RefSeq and is a predicted model, not a curated record. The transcript is spliced from 36 exons. Bases 846 to 2537 code for a protein of 563 amino acids. Lineage: Eukaryota; Metazoa; Chordata; Actinopteri; Centropomidae.
GGGCCAUCCAGGAAAGACCGGACCUCCAGGCUUACCGGGACCCCCAGGAGAGAGGGGUUUCACAGGGAAGCCAGGCAUGGAGGGACCUCAGGGCCCAGUAGGCAUGUAUGGUAUCCAGGGGAAUGUGGGCAUGCGAGGGCCUCCAGGUUUCAUAGGAGAAAGGGGUGAGCCAGGUUUACGAGGUUUACCCUGGACCUGUCGGGAAGUCAGGACCUCCAGGUCUGCCAGGUCCGCCUGGAGAGAAGGGACCCCCGGGACCUCAGGGUCGACCUGGAGAUGAAGGCCCCAAAGGGAUACAAGGCCCAGCAGGCCCUCCAGGUGUUCCAGGUGCAGAUGGGGCACCAGGAAAACCUGGACCCAGGGGAAGCAUAGGUCCCCCAGGACCUCAGGGGCCACAGGGGCCAGCAGGAAUCCCAGGACCACAGGGUGCUGAUGGGUUAUUAGGAGCAGCAGGGAGACGAGGACCCAAGGGCUUACCUGGUUCACCUGGUGAUGCCGGCCCAACAGGACAAGAUGGAGAACAGGGUCUCCCUGGCCAAACAGGAAUUGAGGGCCCACCUGGACGGAAAGGAGACCAGGGGGACCUAGGGCCCUGUGGGAAACUUGGUCCCCCAGGGCCUCCUGGAGAGAGAGGAUAUGAGGGCCCAAAAGGCCUUCAGGGACCACCUGGACCAGUGGGUAAAGAGGGUGAUGUCGGGCUUCCUGGUGAAGCUGGAGAUCCUGGUCCUAAAGGGGAGAAGGGCGAGGUGGGACCUCUAGGUUUGUCUGGUCGAGAAGGCCCCUGGGGAGCCCUUGGAGAAAAUGGAGAAAGGGGUCCAAAGGGAGACAAGGGCCACAUUGGACUAAUGGGUGAACCGGGGCUCAUGGGUGAAGUGGGACCUGCAGGUCUGGCAGGAUUAAAGGGAAUCACAGGCCCUCGUGGACCUGUGGGGCCGGAUGGACCUCAGGGACAGAAGGGGGAGUCUGGGGCCUUAGGAAUUACUGGACCUCCUGGGUCACAAGGCCCUCAGGGAAUAAUUGGAGCACGUGGUGUCAGAGGAGACACAGGGAGGCUGGGACCACCUGGUGCAGUGGGAUCAUUUGGACCUCACGGAGACCAGGGAGCUAAAGGGGAGCCGGGGCCACAGGGACUGAAGGGAGAGCCAGGACUUCCAGGUCCACCAGGGGAACAGGGUGAGGACGGUCUGCCAGGAAUCCGAGGUCCUCCAGCUCUCCCAGGGUUUGAGGGGCCACCUGGAGAGGUGGGACCCCAAGGUCCCCCAGGUCCCACAGGAGCUCCUGGGGCGCAAGGAAGACCAGGACCUGAGGGGAAACAAGGCUUGAAAGGGGAGAAGGGAGACGAUGGCAAGACUGGAUCACCAGGGAAGACCGGUCAGGCUGGCAAGAGGGGGAAACGAGGCAAGGCUGGACUCAGGGGGACCAGGGGAGACAGAGGACCAAAGGGCGAGAAGGGAGACACGGGACCGGAGGGCCUCUCUGGGUGGCCAGGUCUCAUCGGAAUCCCUGGGUUACGUGGAGACCAGGGCGAUCAAGGUGAAAAGGGAAAAGAGGGGGAGAAAGGAGAGAUGGGACUGACUGGACCACCUGGAGUUGAUGGCACGAAGGGAAUCCGUGGUCCCGUUGGGUUUCCAGGUCCAGUGGGUCUGAAAGGAGAGCAGGGGAAUAUUGGUCCUCCAGGGCCGAGGGGUGUACUAGGGAUGCCAGGGAUGCCUGGUUUGUUUGGAUCUAAGGGUUUGAAAGGAUACCAAGGUUUGCCUGGUCUGCCUGGCAGGAGGGGCCUCCCUGGUCCACCUGGUGUUCCUGGACCUCCAGGACAGUCACUAAACCUGACCUUGACUCAACUCAAGGACCUGAUGUAUGUGUCCGACAAGCCCAACUAUCCCCUGAUCCAGACUGUGCUGGACUCUCUGCAGCAGGAGCUUCGGCUGCUGGUGGAUCCUCCUGAUGGCAGCAAGGAGCAUCCUGCCACCACCUGUCUGGAACUCUGGCUCUGUCAUCCUGAAUACAGCAGUGGUAUGUAUUACAUCGACCCCAACCAGGGCAGCCCAGCUGAUGCUCUGCUGGCCUACUGCAGCUUCUCUUCCACAUCAAAACAGACUUGUCUUCAUCCUCGUGACUCUCAGCUGCCCAUGAAAGCAUGGCUGAAAGAAUUUUCUGAAGAAGGAUCUUUUGAGUGGCUCAGCAGGCUGGAGCAGGGCUUUCAGUUUUACUAUCCAGAUGCUAAUGUGGUCCAGAUGCGUUUUCUGAGGUUACACAGCAGCACUGCCAUCCAGACGGUGACCUACUCCUGCCAACCAGGACACAGACUGGGUCAGACAGACAGAGACAUCAAGUUUCUCGCUGACACAAGGAAGCAAAGUUACCUUGGAGCACUUAAAGACUGUGUGCCUGGAGAGGAGACUCUUUCCAGACCUCGCGAGUCUGUGUUCGAGUUUGAGGACCUCCAGCUGCUUCCUCUGAGAGACUUGGCACUAAUGGGAGGCGGUAACUUCACAUACGAGUUUGGCUUCACUGUCGGACCUGUGUGUUUCAGCUAGAGGUGCUAGACACCUGUGCUGUCACCGGAGGACUCAUAGGUCCAGGACACACAAACCUCUGUUCAAAAUAUUGGACACCAAGAGGACAACUGGAACAUAUCCUCCAAUUUCUGAGGACGUCACAUUUUCCUCUGACAUUUGGGGAUUUGAUCUCUCAAGUUGAAUGACUCCAUAUUAAUGAAUUUGAGAGGGCAAAAGGAGGCCUCCAGCCUUUUCUUUCACGGAGAAGUCAAUUUUGUUUACAGAGACAUUUAUCUUGUAUUGAAUAAUUUAAAAAUGUAUGUUUUUAUCCUUUAUAUACAAUGUUUUUUCUGUUUUGUUUUUGUUAUGUAUUUAGGGCUUCUGUUAUAGCCUGCCCAUCCUGUAUAUAAACGUCAGACUGUCUCAACUGACCUCUUAACAAUGUGUUCUGGAUGGGGACACAGCUACUGUCGUCCCAUUGGCCAUAUGUGACCAGGCCAGUAAAUUCUCUGACUGUCCAUCCACUGCUUUAGUACUGCAAGUGAACUCAAUGUCACUUUUCUCAAGGUGCUGAUUAAGGUUUAUUUGAAAGAACAACAUGUAUUUAAUUCCAAAAACAAUACAAGAGGCCAGUCAUAUCAUCUCAUAUAUACUUGAUGAUGUCUGUUGUUAACAGUAAGACCAAAUUUCCUCAUUUGUUAAAAUACAAAACAGCCUUAUUGUUUUUACAGUUUCAUAUAAUUGUAUGUUUUUUCACAUCUCAGGUAUAAUACUUUAAUUACAUGCAGUAUACACAGGCACUGACGCUGUUGUUGCCACUGCAGUUUUGUAGUUAAGCAUUAGAAGAAGACUUAAAAAACAUUAUUAUGAUUAAAAAUGUUAAAGGAUAAAUCCAAGGACCAAAACCAACAAUGAUCAGGUAUAGUCUAUAGCUUAUUCCUUUGUACCAUAGAGCACCAUUGUUGUCUGAACACCAUUAUAAACACAUCAGUGAGUCACACUUGCACUCAGUGACAUAUUCCUGCAUUACAAUAAACAUACACACUAGUUUCUUUUGACUGUCCCACAUAUACAGUCAUGCCUCUGGAAAUAGGCAGCAGAGUACCAAUUGUGUAUUAAUGCACAGCUGAAAAUAGUCCCCAGCAAAGGCACUGCUUAGUUCUGCUUGUAAAGUUUGUUACAAACUACGGUAACUACAGUACAGUACCCAGCUGAUUUAGGAAAUUACUGAGACUUUAAAAAAACUUAGCAAUAAUGUUUUUAAUGAUUUACUUUUUCAGGAGGAACUAAUGGGCUUGGGAAAGCAUGCCACCAACAGAGCAGAAAGUUUUCAGAGAUGGACCAGCACAAUGUUGGUUUUGGUCUUUCCUUGUGAUUUGUUGACAAUAAGAAAACAAUAUAAUAAUUGGCUAACAUGAACACAAUGUCAGACUGAAAAUUGAAGUGAACAAAAAUGGAAUUUCAGUCUGGUUAUUAAUGUACUACUUCCUCCCAUUUUCCUGAAAGUCUCUGAAAAAAAUGUAGCAGCUGCUUUUUUGUGCUGGCAGUGUUUGAGGGUUUACCACUUUUUCAUUAGAUCGCAUUCUCAAGCACCUAUGCAACCGGUUUACAUUACAUUAUAUACCAUUUUAACAAUACAAAGUCUGUUAAGGAGAUUCUCUCUUUUUUGUUAUUCUUAUGUAAACCAAAGACUGAAGUUAAGCAGCCAGAGCUUACAGAUCCAUCUGUUUCCUCACAGAACAAUGCUGUAAUUUCUUUCACUGUACUGUAAAGAUCAUGCAUCAGUUUGGCCAUAUAUUAAGUGCUAUAGUAGUAGCCUAGCCCUGCAUAGCUUCUUUGGCCCCUGGUGGAAAAAGAAGUGCCUAUUACUACCCACUUAGCAUUGAGUAAUUGGUGUCACUCUGAAUUUCUGCUUCAUUCAAUUUGAGAAGUGCUUGGGUCCAGAGAAAAGGAGCAAGCCUUGUAGCUUCUCAGCAGAAUCAGGAUUUGGUGUUUGUGUCCUACAGCUGGUCAGCAAUGAGUGAUGAGUGGUGUGGUGCACAGUCUGCAGGGAGCACAGGAUACAUUUGAAUAAGAUCUCAGGGAGUUUGUGGUGAGAGCAUAGUUUACCAGCCUAGCCAAAACAGCAGCUCUGAAGCUGGGAAACACCAAAGUAUAAUUUUCUUGCUUAUACUAAAUUGCCAAAGGUUUUCACAAAGCUUAGGCGUGCCACUGGUAUCAAACAGAGAGGAAAUUUACAUGAUCUUAAUGUCAACCAGAUGAAUUAGAUUAAAGUUUAAGCAUCGUAGCCACAGGUCUGCAAAUUCUGUCCUACAGUUCAUUUUUUAAAUGUUUUAUUUCUCUAUUUAGAUUUGUCAUAUCAUGAUUCCACAUGAUUGCCUUAGCUGGCUGAGACUGAUCAUUGUUACUUUGCUUGUUUUGUACAAAUUGCAAUUUUAAAAAAAUGAAAUGACAUGCUGGACAUCUGUCUUGUGUGAUCCCUCCAUCAGCUCGUUCAAAGAAUUCUGUCAGCUGAAUUAAAAAAAAACAUAAUCAAAUGUUAACUCUGUAA